This is a messenger RNA of Zonotrichia leucophrys gambelii, 2169 nucleotides long. RefSeq names its product erythropoietin receptor (gene EPOR). The transcript is spliced from 4 exons. Gene Ontology annotation, cellular component: external side of plasma membrane. The record is from RefSeq and is a predicted model, not a curated record. Gene Ontology annotation, molecular function: protein binding; cytokine receptor activity. The annotation marks the transcript as partial. NCBI's taxonomy places the organism in Eukaryota, Metazoa, Chordata, Aves, Passeriformes, Passerellidae. Gene Ontology annotation, biological process: cytokine-mediated signaling pathway.
GUGGGGGUCCCGGCGGGCCGGCGCGAGCAGGGGGUCGGGGGGCUCAGCCCCAGCACCCCCUACUCCGUCCGGGCCCGCGCCCGCCCCGACGGGCUCAGCUACGGCGGCUUCUGGAGCCCCUGGUCCGCCCCGGCCAGCGCCACCACCGGCCCCGAGCUGGACGCGGUGACCCUGGGGCUCUCCUGUCUGCUGGUGCUGCUGCUGCUGGGACUGGGAGCGCUGGGACUGCUGGGACACCGCCGGACGCUCCGGGCCAAGCUGUGGCCGCCGGUGCCGGGCCCCGAGCGCGAGUUCGAGGGGCUCUUCAGCAACUACGGCGGCAACUUCCAGCUGUGGCUGUGCCAGGGCCCGGGCUCCCCCUGCGCCCCCCCCUGCGCCCCCCCCCCCCCCCCGGAGCUCGAGGACGCGGUGGAGGAGGUGGGGGGGGGAGGGGCGGCUCAGGGAGGGGGCGGGGCCUCGGAGGCUCCUCCCCCCUCUCCGGCCCCGCCCCCUCCGUGCUCCGAGACCCCUCCCCAGGGCCCCGCCCCCGCCUCAGGCCCCUCCCCCUCACCCAGUUUCGAGUACACGCUGUUCGACCCCGGCUCCGCCCUGCUCUGCCCCUCCCCCCGCCAGCCCGGCCCCGCCCCCUACGCCAACCUGGCCCCGCCCACCAAGGGGGCGGAGCAGAAAUGGGCGGGGCACGCCCCGCAUUACGUCAUCUGCUCCUGAGGAGGGCGGGUGACGUCACGGCGACUAUGACGUCAUCAUCGUGGAAGGACCGUGUCGCUGCGAUGACGUCACGUUGUAUGAGAUGACAUCAUAUGGAAAUUAUGGGCGACGUCAUCAAGCAAGGAAUUUUCGGGAUGACGUCACAGGCGGCCAUGGUGACGCGGCUCUGUGAUGUCACACGCGGAAGGGACAAUGACAUCACGAUGCAGGGGGCAGGAUGCGGUGAUGUCAUCGCAGAGGGGACAUGUCUCAGUGACGUCACACAGGAGAACAGUGACGUAAUCACAUGGGGACAAGUUGCAGCAACAUCACACCCAGGAACAAUGACGUCAUCAAGGAGGGACACAUUGCAGUGACAUCACACGGCAAGGACAGAUGAUGUCACGACACGGGGGAUGCAAACACGGUGACGUCAAGCAGGAGAACAAUGACGUCAUCACAAAGGGGACGCCUUGCAGUGACGUCACACUCUGGAACGAUGACGUCAUCAUUGGGAGAGCGCAUUGCACUGACAUCAUACGAAAGGGGCGGAUUACGUCACAAUGGAGGGGUCGCAACAUGGUGACAUCAUACGGGAAGACCAGUGACGUCAUAGCAUCACAGCGAUGUUGCACGCCGGAACUAUGACGUCAUGAAGGAGGGGACACGUCACAGUGAUGUCACAUGGAAGGGGCUGAUGAUGUCACAAUUGAUGAGGACUUGCAAGAAUGACGUCACAGUGACAUCACACAUGAGAACAGUGAUGUCAUCGUAAAGGGGAUGCAUUGCAGUGAUGUCACACUCCAUAACAAUGACGUCACCAUUGGGUCCAACACAUCAUGGUGACAUCACAUGGACUGGACAGAUGGCGUCACCAUGGAGGGGCACAUGGCGAUGACGUCACAUGGGGGGGCACAGUGACAUCAUCACACAAGGGGGACACGGAGCAGACACGUGACAUGGUGACGUCAUCGCAGAGGGGACACGUGACACAAUGAUGUCACACGGGGGUCAGUGACAUCACCGCAGAGGGACACGUGAUACGAUGACGUCAUCACAGACGGACACGUGACACCAUGGCCUCACACAGGGGCGUGGCGUCAUCACACGUGACACGAUGACGUCACGCAGGGGUGUGGUGACAUCACACUCGAUAUGGUGACGUCACACAUGGGCGCAGUGACAUCACACGUGACACAAUGACGUCACACAGGGUGUAAUGACGUCACGGCAGAGGGAUGGGGAGGGCGCACGGAAUCGGGGCUGGUUUGGGGUUUUUAAUGAUUUUGUACAAUAAAGGCGACCCUGGGAACCAGCACGGCCAAACUGGGAGGGACUGGGUGAUACUGGGGGGUAACUGGGAGGGACUGGGAAAUACUGGGAGGGAGUGGGAGGAACAAUGGGGACACUGGGGGGUAACUGGGAUGAUACUGGGGGAUACUGGGAGGGACUGGGAGGAGCAAUGGGGACACUGGGGGACAC